Molecule: messenger RNA, 997 nt
Organism: Arabidopsis lyrata subsp. lyrata
Lineage: Eukaryota; Viridiplantae; Streptophyta; Magnoliopsida; Brassicales; Brassicaceae
Product: U2 small nuclear ribonucleoprotein B'' 2
Biological process (GO): mRNA splicing, via spliceosome
Cellular component (GO): U2 snRNP
Molecular function (GO): RNA binding
Source: RefSeq, a predicted model, not a curated record
AAUUAGACGGCGUGUGUAAAUUGGAAACGCCACGAUUUUCUUCUCUGCUCGCUAAUUUUUCUCAGGGCAGUGUCGUCGUCGUCGUCUUCGCCGAGCUCAGUUGAAAGAUGUUAACGGCUGAUAUACCACCAAAUCAGUCAAUCUACAUAAAAAAUAUCAAUGAGAAGAUCAAGAAAGAAGAGCUGAAGAGAUCUCUUUACUGUUUGUUCUCUCAUUUUGGAAGGAUACUUGAUGUGGUUGCGUUAAAGACUCCUAAGCUCCGGGGACAAGCAUGGGUUGUGUUUACUCAAGUCACCGCUGCUAGUAACGCUGUCCUUCAGAUGCAAAACUUUCCAUUCUAUGAUACCUUUUCCUCUCUUAUGUUCCAGCGGAUACAAUAUGCAAAAUCAAAGUCAGAUUAUGUUACUAAAGCCCAAGGGACUUUUGUACCGAAAGAAAAGAAGAUGAAGCAAGAAGACAAAGUUGAAAGGAAGCGACAUGCUGAAGAAACUCAACAACCAAGCAUGCCUAAUGGCGCAACUACUCAGAACGGAAUGCCUGUGCCUCCUUUCCAGCCGAGUGGGCAAGACACGAUGCCACCAAACAACAUACUCUUCAUUCAUAAUCUUCCCAUUGAGAUGACGAGCAUGAUGCUUCAGCUGCUAUUUGAGCAAUACACAGGAUUCAAGGAGAUAAGAAUGAUCGAAGCAAAACCCGGAAUUGCGUUUGUGGAAUAUGAAGACGAUGUUCAGUCUUCCAUGGCCAUGCAAGCUCUUCAGGGUUUCAAGAUCACUCCACAGAAUCCAAUGGUCGUCUCUUUUGCCAAGAAGUGAAAACCAGAGUUUUGUUAUGCGGAUGAAUGGUAAUGAUAUACUAAUCUGUAGCUGUUUAAAAAGCAAACGGUCUUAUUUUAUUUGGUUCAAUUUCGAUUAGUGGUGUGAAUGACCUAGAAGCUUUAGACCAGAAUGUGAUGAAAUCGAAGAAUUUAGUGAUUGGUUGGAGAAAAUCUCAUUUUAAA